Colletotrichum karsti is the source of this 2757-nucleotide messenger RNA. RefSeq lists its product as uncharacterized. The record is from RefSeq and is a predicted model, not a curated record. NCBI's taxonomy places the organism in Eukaryota, Fungi, Ascomycota, Sordariomycetes, Glomerellales, Glomerellaceae. The transcript has a single exon. Gene Ontology annotation, molecular function: protein kinase C binding; zinc ion binding; calcium ion binding. Gene Ontology annotation, cellular component: amphisome; aggresome. Gene Ontology annotation, biological process: aggrephagy; endosome organization; mitophagy. Bases 1 to 2757 code for a protein of 918 amino acids.
AUGUGGCUCUCGGUGCCAUCAACAGACAGCCUCACCCGGCCGCGCAUCGCCGUCGCCGUCGUCUCCGCCAUCGCCGCCCUCUCGGUCAGCUACUACGCCUACCAGGCCAAUCAAGACAUCUACGACGAUGGCGUCGGCGGCCCCGGCCUACACCGCAGCAAUGCCGUCCGCCGCACCCACAGACGACCCCGCCGAAACUCGCUGUCCUCCGAGGGCUCCCACGCCGACGAAAACGCCGAACUGGAUGCCAUCAACCCUCUCAACGACGGCGAUACGAUAGUCGACGGCGGCACUGUCGACGAGUGGUGGAAUGACCCCAACGCUAUGCAACCUCAGGCCCGCGCCGGGCACAACAUCGUCAGCCUGCUGUUUAGGGUCUCGGAAGACAAUGCUCGGCGCAACGCCUGCGUGCAUAGGGGCUGCGCGUGUAAUGCCUGCGGUAUGGUUCCCAUUCGCGGCGUCCGCUACCGAUGUGCCAACUGCGCCGACUUCGACCUCUGCGAGACGUGCGAAGCGCAGGGCGUCCACAUCAAGUCGCACAUCUUUUACAAGAUCAAGGUUCCCGCUCCUCCGUUUGGUCCUAGGCAGAUGCAACCCGUUUGGUACACCGGCGAUCCCGAAUCCUGUCAGAGGAACCUGAACCGAAGUCUGAUCGCAAGGCUCAGCAAGGAGACCGGCUUCGAGAGGCCCGAGAUUGAGGCUUUCUGGGAGCAGUUCACUUUCAUGGCCUGCACGGAAUGGCGUGACGAUCCGGACGAGCUUCAGGUUGCGAUGGACAAGAAGACGUUCGAACGUUGCCUGGUACCCUCUGGUGGCUCUCGACACGCGACGCCGAAUCUGAUCCACGACCGCAUGUUCUCUUUCUACGACACAAACAACGACGACCUGAUUGGCUUCACCGAGUUCCUGCAUGGACUGGCGUAUCGCAAGCGGAAGGACAAGUUGCGCAAGAUCUUCGAGGGCUACGACAUCGACGGUGACGGCUUCGUCAAUCGACGCGACUUCCUGCGCAUGUUCCGCGCGUACUACGUCCUCUACAAGCAAAUGCACCGCGACAUCCUCGACGGCUUGGACGACCAGCUCAUGGGAAGCGUUGAAGCCACCCAGUUGGUGACUAGCAGGCAACCUCUGAGUAGUCUCUUUGGCCGCGAGGGCAGAGUACCGCGUGCUGAUGGCAACAACCGCAGCGAGGGGAAGAUCUUCCACGCCAACGGAGAUGUCGAGUUGGAGCCCGGCAGGCAAGGCGUCGUCGGCGCGGACAAGGGCGAUACGUCAACGCGAGAGGAUGUCCUGACCAGACUCUUUGCACCUUACAUCGGCAGCCCUUUCUCGGGCCAGAUGCGAUCUCCUGACAGUGAACCCGAUACCCCAUACUGGGAUGCCCUACUGAAUCCACCGACCACCAUCGACGAUCUCCCGGAUAUCCUGAGUGGACAGCGUCGCGAACAAAACGUGGUUGACCUUGACUUUGAACUCGAGAUGGGUAGCUCAGAUGAUGAAGACGAUGUGAACAAUAACUCGGACGCGGAGAAUAGGAGUUCGACUGGUGCCGUCGCUGCCCAGGCGAAUGGCUCGGAGAAUAACGAUAGAAGAGUGGACUCCGAACAGUUUUCAAAUAGCAUGCCUACAGAAAGUCAACUGCGGGCCCAAGUAAUCAACCAUAGGAGGCAGAUGGCCCCCGGAAUCGAGAAAAGGCGACGACAAGCCGCCAGGAAGCAACUACAUGACAGAUGGAAGCGGAGACAAUUCUACCUCGACGAAGAAGAAGGUGGCCUGGCCCCUGAUGGCUGGCAAUCUGAGGAGGACGUUCUGGUUAGUCUCAACGGCGUGGCCGAGAGCUCCAAGGCGGCGCAGCAACCAUUGCUGUCCCCUCGCUCCAGGUCGUCGUCAAAGGUCCGCUUCGCCGAAGACAUGGACGACUACGACACGAGAUCCAACCCCUCAACGUCCUCUAGAAGCGUGCCUGAACGUUGGGGUGGUUUCGAGAUCCCAGACGAAGAGCGCGACGCUGGCAAGGAGAUUCUCUACCAGGUCACCCAGCAAGCCUUCAACGAGCUGCUCGACGCCAUCUUCAAGGACAAGGAGGACUUGGCCGUCAAGGCAGCGGCGACGCGGUCUAAGAGAGAGAAGCACAGGGCCUUGUUCGAGCACCUCACGGUCGACGAGCCGAAGCCAAAAGCGACCGAGCCGCGACAGCCUCGCAAGGCGCUCGAUGAGAGCAAGCCGAUUGCCGAAAGGUCUCUGGAAGAAUUACUCUUGACUAGUGGUUACAGAGUUGACGGAUCUGGCGACGGAGACGACACCAACGCUGUGGAGGAGCCUGAGAGGGUCGUUGAGGAAAUCGACACGGACAACGACGACAACGUCGAGGAGGAGACCGUGGCGGUCGUUGAGGAAGUCGAGUACCGAGAUCCCACCAUGCCCCAGUUCCGCCCUAACAGCGAUGCGCCCAUUGACAUCCCGAUCCCAUCAGACGCUACUCCGCCGUCCUCUGAUGAUUCAUCCUCGUCGAAGAAGAGCUUGAAAUCAGCAAUGAAGAAGAAGUCGGGCAAAUCGUCGAAGGAAUCAGGCAACAGCAUCCCCGACUUCAUCCUCCAGGAUUGGAAGCGUUUCGACCUCGCGGAGAAGGAGGCCGCCGACCGCGGCGGCUGGGGCAAGCUCAGCUUCGAGGAAUUUGAGGAGAUUUACAAGAGCCAGGAGAACGCCGGCAACAGACUCGACUAUCUGGGUAGCUGGGUCGACUUCUGCAUACCCUAG